AUGUCGCAUCCGCCAGAGUAUGCGGCUGCCGCCCUUCGCUCGACGCCUGCCCAGAUGACGGCUGGCAUUUCCGUCGACCUUGUAGUGGCUGCUCAGCGUGAGGCGAAUUUUCUUCGAAUGAUAGACCGGAAAGCACCCCUGCUCUACGAACCGGACGUGGUCAAUCAGGCGAUUCGACGUUACGAGACUUGUUGGCUACCGAUGCAGGCAGCUCAUCCUGAUAUGAACGUGAUCCCACCGUUAGAUGUUCACUGGAUUUGGCACACGCACAUGUUGAGUCCAAUAAAUUACCAAGAGGUCUCAUUACCGCACUACACCUCAACGAAAUUUCUGAGUGAGGCCGUGAAACGAUACAUUCAGUUCCUGCUUCUCAAGCAAACAUAUUCGGAUCAAUUUCUCACACCCUGCUAUGACUUCGAUAUUGUCUGGCACACUCAUCAGGUGCACCCACUGAACUAUCUGCGUGAUUGCACAGCAAUCUUCGGCUCGUUGUUGAAGCACGACGAUACGGUGAACGAUAGGACGAAAGGCAGCAAGCUGCUGAAAGGCGAGGCGUUGACGAAGAAGCUCUGGGCAACGCAUUUUGACGAACCGUUCUGGAGGCGAGGGUGUAUGUUCAGAGGACAUAACGCACCGGUGUUUCUGGGAUUCGAAAAUCAGGAUCUGUCGAAUAUCGCCUACGGCGACGUGCACGUACCGUCGAUCGCUUUAAAGGAUAUACCAGUUCAGCGAGAUCAAUUGAGGCUUAAACUGGUUUAUGGCAACAAGAAAGUGACUACAUUCAAUGCUGACUUGUCACAAAAACAGGUCACAAAAUCAGGUUUCUCGUUGGUAUGGCAGCCAACAGACGCGUCGACAUCAGCGUCAAUCGUCAAAUUUCCAUUUGAGCGGAAAGCAUCUAAGGACCUACUGGUAGAGCUGGAGAUUUUCGACAAGAUGUUCUUACAACGAAAGGAUGUGAUUCGAUUAGUUGGCAAAGCGUCACUCGAUCAACUUUUGCCACCAAUGAAUUCGAAAUCGGCACAUAAUGUGGCUGAAGUGUGCCUCCGAUCCAAGGAUAUAGACAAGGAAAUGACAGCAAAAGUGACGGUUACUACCAGUGUGACGUUGAACCGCGAGCUGCAGUUGAUAGCUGGUGAUUUCAUGGAGCAUCAGCUGCAAUCUGACUCGCACCUUUCCUACCUGUGUCAGUGCGCGUCACUGAAUCGUAGCGCUCUCACUCCGUCAACCACCAUCCACAUCGCCACACACAGUGUGGUGGAUACGCGAGAUGGUGCCAAGUACACUGUGCAAGUGGCACACUCGGCCGCUCUGCUGCUGUCGAUGAUCCUGGUCUACGGGAGGGAGCAGCGGCUACUGGUAAUGGCCCAUCUGAUAGGCGCUGACUCACUGCCUAGUCGAGAUCAACUCGACAAUAACUUGCAAUUUUUGCCGCACAUAUCGAAUGCUGAUGAGCGAGCGUUUGUGAUAGUGAACAAAGACGGCGACUAUGCUAUCCUCAAGGGCAGAUGGACGGGUUUCUCCAGGAAGCAGGCUAGUUCCCAAUGGUUUAUUAGUCCUGCGACAAAAGGGCAGAAGGCUAAGCCUGGUUCAGCUGGUCACCUGCUCAUCGACGUGUUCAAUCUGCUAAAGAAUACAGUGCAAAAAAUUGAAGUCCCCACACCAGAGGGGUCAACAUUAUUUGUUAUUGGAGACGCACAAGCACGAUUACCUGGAAAGCGAAUCGAGUGCCGGUCGACGAACACUGCCGAGCAGAUAGCGUCUGUGUUCUGUGUGGCCACACUAUUCGUCCUCUGCAAUCCCGAUAAGAUUCGAUCGCGUAACGACGGCACUUCGAUUGGACACCAAGCGCAUAAGUGGCCUCUGACGUUGGCUUGCGGAUACGGUAGGCAGUUACCGUCCAACCGAAUCCUCCAGUCGCAUGGCGCCAACGGUAAAUGUAUGCUAUUAUGA
Molecule: messenger RNA, 1953 nt
Organism: Angiostrongylus costaricensis
Lineage: Eukaryota; Metazoa; Nematoda; Chromadorea; Rhabditida; Metastrongylidae
Source: the annotation of a GenBank genome assembly